AUGUUGGACGCCACAAUGUCCUCGGCCCGUUCCAUCGCCUCCACGAGCACUGGAGCAUCGGCAAGGCCCUACGUUAGCAAAGUCGGCAUCCUUCCCAGCAGUCUGCCGGCCUACCACAAGGUAUUCAUGGAAAGGGAGAAGGCCAAAGCAGAAGGGCAGGAUAACUUUCCCGAUCAACCGCCAAUUCCCGAGCCAGGGGCUCCACGAAGCCAAGCAGACCAAGAAGAGACUCUUCGACGGCUCAAACCCCACAGCCGUAGUUUUGUCCGCAUGGAAGAUGCAAAGCGGCCCCAAGGCCUCACGCCAGUCAACCCACCAAAAAAGAACAAGCCCGUUCGAUGGCAGUUUGGCAUUCGCUCUAGAAACGCACCUUGGGAAGCGCUUGUUUGUAUCUACAAAUCUCUCCACAAAUUGGGAGCAAGCUGGAUUGUAGAUGAAGACUAUGAUCUCUUGCAUGAGGAGGAUGAACAUCAGGAUUACGACGGCAGACACUCUAGGAAACCGAGCUCGUCGUCCUAUACCGACCCAACCAAGCACUACAAGCUUCCGGCCGACCCAUGGCAUAUCAAGAUCAGAUGGUGCACAGACACAUUCCAAAAACAUUCCGCGGCCUCGGGCCUGAGCGAAACAGGUCAUUCACAACCACACCACGUCACUACUCGCGGCGAGAACAAGGAUCACAAGGUGGUGGCGACGAGGAUGGACGUACAGAUCUACGAGAUGGAGCAUGGCGUUUAUUUGGUAGACUUCAAGGUGGACGGGUACGAAACCCCCGAGGGCAAGCUGCUCGAGGACAAGGAGGUGACAAGCCCCUUCCCAUUCUUGGACAUGGCCGCGAGGCUUAUUAUGCAGCUGGCGGAUGCGGAUUGA
Podospora pseudocomata is the source of this 870-nucleotide messenger RNA. Its product is annotated as Protein kinase. The coding region runs from base 1 to 870 and encodes 289 amino acids. The record is from RefSeq and is a predicted model, not a curated record. The transcript has 2 exons. NCBI's taxonomy places the organism in Eukaryota, Fungi, Ascomycota, Sordariomycetes, Sordariales, Podosporaceae.